AUGUCUCUGCUGCAUUACUGGGAGACUCAGCGCUCUGUGAAGCGCAGAAGGACGUCUGAGAAGGAUACCGAUCUCGAAACCAAUCUCAGCGAGAAACGACCACCGAGUCCGAGUCCGAGUCCGUCCUCCGGUGUGGUGGACACGGCUACUCCUGUACCCGUUGCUGAAGAGCCGGAUGCAUAUAUCCCCAGCAGUCAGACGGAAUUGGAGACUUCGUUGCCUGCGAUUCAGACCGACGAGGACGCGAUUAAGGCUUAUGAGGCUAGUCAAGCUGAGAAGGAUGAGGCUGAACCGGGGUUGCAUGUGAGAUUGCGGGAUGGAGUGUGGCAGAAGGGGAAGAGUUCGAUUUAUGUGGAUGCGUUUAAUUUGGCAUUGGAGACGGUGCUGGACGAGGAGUCGCACUUGUUUAAUGAGGCGGAGAUGGAGGUGUUUCAACAGUGGAAGGAUUUGUCUUAUGAGUCGCAGUAUCUAUAUGUACGGCUUUUCCUUCGCAAAACCUCUGCCUGGCACCGUAUCAAUCGAUUGGGCUAUUACUCUGAUAUCUCGGACUUGUCUGCGGUAGCUACUGAUCUCCAGCGAGAUCGUAUACUACCCAAGAACGAGGACCAAGAGACAAGGGAUCUAGACUUUGGAAACUGUUUUCGAUUCGCCGACGGUACACAGGAGAUUACCACGCUGGAAGAAGCAUCGUCUCUCCUGUUACUUGACGAACUGAAGGGUUUCGCGAAGGAAGUCAAGGCCCAAGGGAAGAACAAGAAAGAGCUGCUGGCAGCUCUAUGCGAGACUAGUCAAUCACAGACCGGACUCGGGUUCAAGGAGGAGCCGUGCAAGAACCAACCUGGUAAUAGGGAUGGUCACUUUCUUCAGAAGAUCCUGGAUUACACAGGGCAGUGCAUUCGGCUCACGCCCGGACCACGAGCUCUCUUCGAGCGUGUGCAUCUGGUAUUCUACCGAUCCACUGAGUGGACAGAAAAGUCCCUGACGACCAUCAUCCUGGCAAAGAUAUCACGGCGAAACUUCCCACAGUAUAUCGUGUGCCGAUCGAAUUCCAUAUUCUCGUCCCGAGCCGCACUGCUGGAAUUCGAGUCUGCGAUUCGAACGCAAUUCGAGAUUGACAAUAUCCUAGAAUUCAACGGUCCUCCAGCUACGGAGUCACUACAGCGGAUCAUCGACUUGGCUGACAAGUUCCACCCGCGAUGGCGGGCCCUCGUCGACGAAGAGCAGCGCAAGGAAGAUUCCAUCUAUGAAAGCGGCGAGGGCGCGUAUCUCCGUCGUUUCUCGCCAGCAUGGGUAUACACGAGGAUCAUCCAUAAAAGCCUCCACCCACUCGGCCGGUUCAAAGAACACGAGCGCGAACACGACGUCCUCACCGAACUCCUCGCCCAGCGCCUCUUCCAUGCCGCCCGCCGCGGCGCCUGGUACCAGCGCAAAGCCUUGCUAGAAGAACAUUACAUGUGGGCGCUAACGCCUACUGAGGCCCGGAAUGAGGAGAACCAGCGUAAAUUCUGGAAACGGGUUGCGCUGCGGACGUGCGAGGAGGGUCUUGAAGAUCCUCUUUGCCAUUUGAUAUAUCAUUAUGAUCUGCAGAAGCGGAUUACGAAGCUUGAGAAGGCGUUGAGGGUGGUUAAGAGGGAGCAGCAUGAUUUCGGACAUGUCAUGUUGAGUAAGCCUGUUGAGCGGACUAUCGAGGGGAUUCGCAUUGAGAGAGAUGAGGGGCCGAAGAAGGGGAAGGCUACUGUUUGGAUUGAUGAGCGGGAGGGUGGGGAGUGUCGAGUUGAGAGUAUGUGUUUGAGUUGGUAUCGGGAUCAUGGGUGGAAGGGGUAUCAUUCCGAGGGGGGGAUUGUGAGGACUUUGUUCGGCCUCCUCUUCUACGACAUCCUCUUCACCUACGUUCCCAACGUUUUCCAAACCCCCUUCCAAACAUGCCCCCUCGACCUGCACACAGACGUAUUCUAUCCAUCCCGCGCGUCAGAAAUCAACCACCGCCUCGUCGAAAUCACCAACGGCGCCGCCGAGCGUCUCAUCCGGGGAAUCCACGACCGCGAAGCCGCCACCCAGCCCUGCGCUAUCGGCAUAGACUGGUCCUUCGAGCUAGACGAUCUUCUCGAGAUCGUGCGGUGUUUCCGUGGUGAAGCACUAGCUACUAUAUGCAAGGUUAUGGCGCAGGAGUAUCAGCAGCGUGGUGGUGGGAUUCCAGAUCUGUUUUUGUGGAACCCGGACAAGGAGAGUGUUUUGUUUGUGGAGGUUAAGUCGGAGAAUGAUCGGUUGAGUGAUACGCAGCGGCUGUGGAUUCAUAUUCUUCUUGGGGCUGGGGUGCAGGUUGAGCUUUGUAAUGCCGUUGCGAGGGAGGUGAGGACUGAUUGA
This is a messenger RNA of Penicillium cataractarum, 2364 nucleotides long. Its product is annotated as fanconi-associated nuclease 1. Gene Ontology annotation, molecular function: 5'-flap endonuclease activity; 5'-3' exonuclease activity; flap-structured DNA binding. Bases 1 to 2364 code for a protein of 787 amino acids. The record is from RefSeq and is a predicted model, not a curated record. Gene Ontology annotation, cellular component: nucleus. NCBI's taxonomy places the organism in Eukaryota, Fungi, Ascomycota, Eurotiomycetes, Eurotiales, Aspergillaceae. The transcript has 3 exons. Gene Ontology annotation, biological process: interstrand cross-link repair.